AACAAAAGUUUCAAUUUCCAACAGGGUUUUUGAUGAUUUAUAAGAAAUUAAGAGGUAAUUUCAGAUUAUUUACGAUACAAAAUGGUAAUAAAGCUUAUUCAAAUUGAUUGCGAGGAUCCUGCUAAAAUUACGCUUUCCUCAGGCGAACAUUUAUUCGGCAGAGGAAAGCUACUUGGGUGUGAUGAUAAGAGGAUAUCAAGGAACCAUGGAGAAUUGCGUGUUUUAGAAGACCAUAUUGAAAUAAAAGCACUUCACCAAAAUCCAUGUUUCUACACAAAGAAAGGUUCGGAAGAGAAAGAGAUACUAAAAAAAGAUUCAGUGAUAAAUCUCUCAAACGGGGACAGAUUCGGACUGUUACCGGAUGCAUUCUGGUAUGAAGUCGUAAAAUGCAUCAAUGGAUCUCAAGCAACAGUUAAAGAGGAUGCAAACACAGAGGAGUAUAUUGAACAAACUCUUAAUCCUGAUGAGACAAGAAAUGACAAUGCAGAAUCACCUUCUAUUAUACCAAAUGCAAGUGACACUGUCUUAAACACUAAUAACUCUUCAGUGCAAAGUAAUUUAAGCAAUAAUGAUUCUGAAACAACUAAAGUAACAGUCAAAAGAACCCACAGUAUUGAACAGAGUGACAGUAUUAUAGAGAACAAUAAAAAAUUCAAAACAGAUUCUGUAGAGGUUAAAGACGAUUUGGAAAUUGGACCCACAGUGGUGCAAACCGCACCCACAGGAUUGCAAGCAGCAACCACUGAGGGGCAAAUUGAUGCUACAAUUGUGAAGACUGAACCAGUAGAGGUGAAAACUGAACCUACACAAGAUACAAGCUCAGAAAAUAAUGAUACAGAGGCUGCCAAUGUUAAACAAGAAUCUAACGAUGCAGUGGGACCUAGUGGCAAUCAAGCCAAUAAUGAUGGUGCAGUGAAUAACAAUGCAAGAACACCAAGGGAGAGAUGUAUGUAUGGAGCCAACUGUUACAGACGGAAUCCAGCCCACUUCACGCAGUUCAGUCAUCCAAACGAUGCUGACUGGGGUGCAGGGGUGCAGGCGCCAUGUCCGUUCGGCGCCGCGUGCGGUCGCCGCGACCCGCGACACUACCGCGACCACACACACCCGCCGGGACACCGCCCGCCGCCGCCACCAGGUAAAAUAAGAAAACGUCGCGGCAGUAGCUAUAGUCCGCCACCCGGUGUGCUGGUGAGGAUACAGCCUAAACGACGUCGACGGAACCCAAGCUCGUGCAGUGGCACCCCUUAUUCGUCAGAGGACACUGAGACAUCAGAGGAAGAAUGUAAUAACGAAGCAGAAGCGGGUAAGAGGGAAUGGAGAGGCAGCAGCUACAGUCCCCCGCCGGGUGUGAUCGUCCGACUGAGGAGGAAGCACCUGCGACGUUUCGAGAAUUACGAGUUUGAUGACGAGUCCGAUGAAUUUGAUCCAUUUGAUACUGACGGAUCUGACGAGUGGGAACCAGAAAAGUAAUCUCAAAAUUACUUGGUUUAUGUUAUAAACAUUUUUUAUCUUCAUGUUUAAAGUCUUGUUUCUCAGUCAAUUUGCUUUAAUAUUUUUCUAUUUCUACGAGAAAUGAUUUACACUGGGCGUAAAUACACUGUAGUGUUGAUAUGGCUACAAUUUUUAUUACUUGUUUAUUAAUUGUAUGAGCUAAGCCAUACCACAUAAUACAAUAUACUGCUGUACGUGUCUCUUGGUCCCUCACUAAUAAGUCCCCGGGUUGCACUAGUAAAACCAAUAGGUGAUAUUAAACUUGGCCUUUAUUUAUCCCAAACUAACACCCGUUCAUUCAGACAAGGCCUCACGCAGUGACUGCCCGUCGUCUCUAGCAUACAUCGCCUCCCAGACACAAAACUGCUGACACUCGCACAUUCACACAUACAUGGUCCCUACACUGCAAUGGCCAAUGGAACGCUGCAGUUACGCCUAGUGCGGUCCAGCAGUGUAAUAUUCAUUUUAGUGAGUAAAAAUAAAAGCUUUUGUAAAACAUU
This is a messenger RNA of Aricia agestis (brown argus), 1991 nucleotides long. Its product is annotated as aprataxin and PNK-like factor. Gene Ontology annotation, cellular component: site of double-strand break; nucleus. Bases 82 to 1470 code for a protein of 462 amino acids. The transcript is spliced from 10 exons. The record is from RefSeq and is a predicted model, not a curated record. Gene Ontology annotation, biological process: double-strand break repair. Gene Ontology annotation, molecular function: DNA-(apurinic or apyrimidinic site) endonuclease activity; 3'-5' exonuclease activity; protein binding. Lineage: Eukaryota; Metazoa; Arthropoda; Insecta; Lepidoptera; Lycaenidae.